CUGGCUGGGCCCUGGGAGCCGGAGGGACUGAGCCCGGGAGCCAGCGGAGCGGUCGUCGUCGCCCGCGCCGAGCCGCGCCGCCCGCCCGCCCGCGCUCCAGUCCGCCGUGUCUAGCAGCGGGGCCCAGCAUGGUCAUGGCGGAUGGCCCGAGGCACUUGCAGCGCGGGCCGGUCCGGGUGGGGUUCUACGACAUCGAGGGCACCCUGGGCAAGGGCAACUUCGCCGUGGUGAAGCUGGGGCGGCACCGGAUCACCAAGACGGAGGUGGCGAUAAAAAUCAUAGAUAAAUCUCAGCUGGAUGCAGUGAACCUUGAGAAAAUCUACCGAGAAGUACAAAUAAUGAAGUUGUUAGACCAUCCUCAUAUAAUCAAACUUUACCAGGUAAUGGAGACCAAAAGUAUGCUGUAUCUUGUGACAGAAUAUGCCAAAAAUGGAGAAAUUUUUGACUAUCUCGCUAAUCAUGGCCGGUUAAAUGAGUCAGAGGCCAGGCGAAAAUUCUGGCAAAUCCUUUCAGCUGUUGAUUAUUGUCAUGGUCGGAAGGUUGUGCACCGCGACCUCAAGGCUGAAAAUCUCCUGCUGGAUAACAACAUGAACAUCAAAAUAGCAGAUUUCGGUUUUGGAAACUUCUUUAAAACUGGCGAGCUGCUGGCGACUUGGUGUGGCAGCCCUCCCUACGCGGCCCCCGAAGUCUUCGAAGGGCAGCAGUACGAAGGACCACAGCUGGAUAUUUGGAGCAUGGGAGUUGUUCUUUAUGUCCUCGUUUGUGGAGCCCUGCCUUUUGAUGGACCAACUCUUCCGAUCUUGAGGCAGAGAGUUCUGGAAGGAAGAUUCCGGAUUCCGUAUUUCAUGUCAGAAGACUGUGAGCAUCUUAUUCGAAGGAUGUUGGUCCUUGACCCAUCUAAGCGGCUAACCAUAGCUCAAAUCAAGGAGCACAAGUGGAUGCUGGUGGAAGUUCCCGUACAGAGACCCAUUCUCUAUCCUCAAGGGCAGGAAAAUGAGCCAUCCAUCGGGGAAUUUAAUGAGCAAGUUCUGCGAUUGAUGCAUAGCCUCGGAAUCGACCAGCAGAAAACCAUUGAGUCUUUGGAGAACAAGAGCUAUAACCACUUUGCUGCCAUUUAUUUCUUGUUGGUGGAACGCCUGAAAUCACAUAGGAGCAGUUUUCCUGUGGAGCAGAGGCUUGAUGCCCGCCAGCGUCGGCCUAGCACCAUCGCUGAGCAAACAGUUGCCAAGGCACAAACCGUGGGGCUCCCAGUGACCAUGCACUCACCCAACCUGCGACUGAUGCGAUCGGCCCUCGUCCCACAGGCACCCAAUGUGGAGGCCUUUUCGUUCCCAGCCCCCGGCUGCCAGGCGGAAGCAGCCUUUAUGGAAGAAGAGAGUGUGGACACUCCAAAGGUCAAUGGCUGUCUCCUGGACCCGGUGCCUCCUGUCCUGGUACGGAAGGGCUGCCAGUCACUGCCCAGCAACAUGAUGGAGACGUCCAUUGACGAAGGCCUGGAGACUGAAGGCGAGGCGGAGGAAGACCCGAGCCAGGCCUUUGACGCCUUCCAGUCCACACGCAGCGGGCAGAGGCGGCACACUCUGUCCGAAGUGACCAAUCAGCUGGUUGUGCUGCCUGGCUCAGGGAAAAUGUUCUCCAUGAGUGACAACCCCUCCCUGGACAGCGUGGACUCGGAGUAUGAGAUGGGCUCCAUUCAGAGGGACCUGAACUUCCUGGAGGACAACCCUUCCCUGAAGGACAUCAUGCUGGCCAAUCAGCCGUCGCCCCGCAUGACGUCUCCUUUCAUAAGCCUGAGACCUGCCAACCCAGCCAUGCAGGCUCUGAGCGCCCAGAAACGGGAGGCCCACAAUAGGUCCCCAGUGAGCUUCCGAGAAGGCCGCAGGGCAUCAGACACCUCCCUUACCCAAGGCAUCGUCGCCUUUAGACAGCACCUUCAGAAUCUGGCGCGAACCAAAGGCAUCCUGGAGCUAAACAAAGUGCAGUUGCUCUACGAGCACAUAGGCUCAGAGGCUGACCCCAGCGUGGCGCCAGCCGCACCGCAGCUCCAGGACCUUCCUAGCAGCUGCCCCCAGGAGGAAGUUUCUCCGCAGCAGAAGAGCGUGGCGGCUCUCCCCGGUGCCGUGCGCCCGCAGCGCCCCCAGCGGCCGGGCCUGGAAGCGCAGUACCUGCAGCACCGUCUCCAGAAGCCAGGGCUUCUGUCCAAAGCCCAGAAUACCUGUCAGCUUUAUUGUAAAGAACCUCCCCGGAGCCUUGAACAGCAGCUGCAGGAGCACAGACUUCAGCAGAAGCGGCUCUUCUUGCAGAAGCAGUCCCAGCUGCAGGCUUACUUUAACCAGAUGCAGAUAGCAGAGAGCUCCUACCCACAGCCCAGCCAGCAGCUGCCCCUGGCCCACCCGGAGACGCCGCCGCCGUCGCAGCCACCGCCCUUCGCCCUCACCCAGCCCCUGAGCCCCGUGCUGGAGCCCUCGUCGGAGCAAAUGCAGUUCAGCCCGUUCCUCAGCCAGUACCAGGAGAUGCAGCUGCCACCCCUGCCCUCCUCGCCUGGGCCCCGGGCCCCCACUGCGCUCCCCACACACUUGCAGCCACCGCCACCGCCACCUCCACCGCCUCCACAGCCACAGCCGUCAGGAGCUGCCUCCGCGCCCUUACAGUUUCCCUACCAGACUUGUGAGCUGCCACGGGCUGCGGCCUCUGAGCCGGACUAUCCCGCGCCCUGUCAGUACCCCAUGGACGAGGCCGCGCAGAGCAGCAUGGGGCCACCCGAGGAUCCCCAGAGCUCAGGACUGCAGGAAGCCCCCUCCACCUACGACCCUCUCGCCCUGUCGGAGUUCCCUGGACUCUUUGAUUGUGAGAUGCUGGAGGCUGUGGACCCCCAGCACAACGGCUAUGUUCUGGUGAAUUAGUCUCAGCGUGGGAGCAAGGCAGCUCAACUGAAGGAAGAGUGUGUCUUUCUAUUUUCAGUCCAGCCUUUUAAAUUCGCUCAUUUUUCUGCCUUCUCCCUAAUGGGGAAAAAAAUCAAGUUGCCCAACUGGAAUCAGAGAGCCUGGCUGGGUAGAUGUCAUUCCUUCCUGGCUCUGCCCCCCCAGUUUUCCGUAGUAAGUGCUGGAACAUAGUUGUUAAGCUGAAGCUCGUGCUCUCUUGGUCCUGGGAGGAAACUCCCAGGAGGCACCCACAGAUGUGCUUGAAGGUGGCACCCGGACCCAGGCCGUGUGCUGAGCUGCCCCAGUCCACUACCAAGGGGGACUCUUGAUGGUUGUGGGAGAAAUAAUUAGGUCAUGAUCUGUGGGCAGAACCCAGAGGGCAGCGCAUUUUCCACUGAGGCCAAGAAACGGCGUGUCGCGUACAGGAAAUCAUGAGUACCUUUGGUGAAAUCGGAAUCACGGGAGGCAAAGGUGUCCUUUGUCACUGAAUCCUGAGUUCUAAGCUGCUGAUGCACAUUCUCCCCGUGCCCAUGGCACAGCAGGAGAGCACGAGCUCUGCUGGGGGUGGGGGUGGAGGGGCUGCUAAGUAACAGCUGGUACUGAUCCCUGAGACUGGCAGCAGGCAACACACCUCUCCAGAAGGUGCCCUGGCCCCCCGCGUCGACGUGUACUCAGGGCUGCGAAGAUGUUGCCUGCAGAAGUGACCGUGGGCCGGGUGACACAGGCUCUUCCUGUGGCCUUCGGGGGAGGCUCCGGUUUAGGCAGUCGGGCUCCAGAGGACCGGCUCUCACCGUGGAAUAGUUACUUUGACUUUAUACUCUAUGUUGCUAGUAGUUUAUUGAGCUUUGUAUAUUUGGACAGUUUGACAUAGGGCUUAGAAACUUUAAGGACAAGAAAAAUGAACUUUUAUCUCCCAUGUGAAGUGGUAGUGCCGUGCCUUUUCUCCCCAGAUCAUGCUUUAAUUCUUUCUUUUCUGUAGAAACACUUUUCCAUUUAUGUCAAUGCUAAAUCCAAAGUCACUUCAGAGUUUGUUUUCCACCAUGUGGGAAUUGCAUUCUUAAUUUCCUUAAUAUUUUGAUUUGUAAUGAAAUGUUCAAGUAUUACAGCAAUAUUCAAAAAGCCACAGAUGUGUUAACCAUUUAAGCAGAUUAUCUGCCAAAUGUGUGAUAGGACUAGUAAAGCGUAACCUCCACCCUUAACAAGUCAUUCCUCCAAGUAAGUUAAAAAAUAGAUGCUACAGCUAGUUAACCUAGGAGUAAGGAAUAAACUGUCAUUUGAACAGUGACAUACAAGUGUUACAAAUCCCAGUAUUACUCAGAAAAACUCGUCCUUUCUGUCCUUUUGAGUAGCUUGUCCAAACAGCAGAUGAAUGCAUUAAGCACAAAGCCUCUUCCUUGAAGCACAGAGAAGAGAGGCACACAUCGAUGCUGCAUCUAGAAACACCUUUAGUUGCCUUUCCUCUUUGUAGUAAGUGUCCAGGCAGGUGAGGAAAGCAUGGAGGGUCCGAGGAGUCCCAGCCUGGCCCCUGCAUGGCUUCUGGUGGGGUGUCCUCUGGAUGUCAGCGGAGAAGGGUGGUAUGGACAACUGUCAGCUUUGGGGUCUUAAGCAGCACAGUGGAAAUCCAGAACGAGUCUCCCUUCUGUGGGUUGCUUGUUCCUUCCUCGUGCUUGUGAUUGAUUGAUAGUUCUGUCAGGUAGAUGACAUUUCAUUGAAGAAUUUCAACCUCUAACCUGUUUUAGGUCUGUGUGAAAUAAGCCAGUUAGAAAGCAGGGCUGGUUUAGGCUGACAGAAUAUGUGUCCCAAAACUUAACUACAAAUGUGCUAUAAUAUUUAUGAAGUGAAGAAACCUUCUGGAUUGAAAAUGGGGCGCUCAGUUCUUAGCAAGUCCCAGGAAGGGCACCACUACCAAUUAUUAGACAGGGAAUGAUGCCUGCUCCCUCCCUCCACCUCGCACCCACAGUAAAGCCACCAGCCAGGUAGCCUCCCUGAAGCUCAGGCAAGGCUUACAAAGGAAGGGUCCAGAACCCAAGACAAGAAUGAGGAGGUGCCCACGUGAGGGCAAAGACCCAACUGCUCAGCCUGUGUUUAAGCUCCAGUCGGAAAUCAGUAAAUUCCACAAGCGUAUGCGUUGAGCGACAUUGAGCUGGUGAGAGGAGACUGGUUCUGUGGGUCAGUGAAGGUGUUUUUCUCAACAGUCUUGUCAGUUCUGUUGCUGUCCCCUAACUAAAUGACCCGUGGAAGCUUCCAAGCAGUUUUCUCUUCACAAAUACUAGAGUAACACUAAGGAGGAUGAGAACCACUCUGUAGGAGAGGCGACUUUGGAAUAAUGACUUUUCUUUCCCGUCUGUUUCACAUUAGCAGUGUACACUACUGUAUAAUAAUCAUUAGCUUUAUUAUCUUGUAAACCAGGCUCCUCUGAAGAGACUUUGGUGAGAUGAACGUAAGGUAAAAAUUUUCAUUCGACAAAAAGUGCAAUAUGUGUGGUACUUUAUUUUUUAUGUUCUCUCUCUCUCUCUCUCUCUCUCUCUCUCUCUCUCUCUCUAUCUAUCUAUCUCUCUCUCUCUUUUAUCCCAGGGUUAUUAGUCUUUGCUUUAUGGGAAAAAAAAAUGCACUAGUUCUGUGAUUUCCAGUUGGGCAAGUGUGUCUUUAGUAUUUACAUAAAACUGGUAUGCAGGGCCCUGAAAGGCAAAUAGAGUGUUAACACACCAGAAAAUUAGUGUUCCCGCCCGGAUUCUUGGUGAGCGAUUCUACCCCUCACCACCACUGCCCCUCCCUGGCCUGCAUGUCCCCAGUUACCUUGGGAGCAGAGAAGAUUCUCUGCAUCAGUGUCCUCCAGUAGCCAGUUAAUGGGAAAUAUCUGGGCCCAACUGAGGCUGCCCAAGAUGGAACGAAAAGAGCUCCUGGGUCAGAGAUAGCAGAACCCUCUUCAUUCCGUAUUCUGCCUCCAGAGAGGUGGAGAGAGCACAGCCCUUUCUCCCUCAGAAAUCAGCGGCUCCAAGAUUAUAAGCAGGCACCGUGGCAGGACCGGCAGGGGCAUGGGUGGGCCAAGGUCAGGGGGCCGGGACCACACAGCAAAGGGGUAGCACUUGUAGGAACGUCCUUCUUACCCACACAGGCCUCCACAGAAGGGACUCAGGACCACUGGCUGCCACGAACCAACCCCCCCCCCCCCCCGCACACACACUGUCAUUAGUACCCAGAAAGUGGGGGCUAGAAAAGUGCGAAACGGGGAGAGUUAGGCCAAGCUAGAGCUGGCAGGGUAGGGAGAGCCGCAGCACCAGUGCAGGCGGGGAGAGGCACUUCCUUUGGGGGUCCUCCAGCAUUUCAUCAGUCCUGGGGUACUUCUGGAUCCGGGCCUAUACUGGGGUCAGGUUUUCUGUUCUUGAUGACAUUAUUCUUCUGUUUUCCACUGGUGUUUAAAAAGAUAAUAAAAUGUAUGCUCCAGAUAACCUUCACCGGGUCCCCUCCUCCGGGGACCUCACACAGUGCCCUAUGGCAACACGGUGGCCCCUGUGAAGGCUGGCAGUUCCCUAAGCCCGCUGACCUUGGCUGCUUCCGUGCCCCUAAGCUGGGCUGCCACUACCGCCUCUUUGGAUCCCAUCUGAACUGCACGGUCCCUUUGUGCCUAGACACCAAAGGUUAAAACUGGAGAGGAGGGAGUACGUUGGAGUCGUUGGAUAGCGAUCUCCAACCGUCCUGUGGCUUCUGGAAAUUCAUCUUCCAGAAUUGACACAACUGUUCUUCCUCGUGAUGUGUGGAAGACAGGAGCAGAUUCUGCCUGUUUUUGAGCAGGACAGAAAGUGUCUUAAAUGUACACGUUCCUCAGUGUCAGGGCUGCCCCUCCUGGGCCAUUGCCCCAGGGUGUGACUGACUCAGAGCUUCAAUACUGGGGCUGCUCCCCAGGCCCGGAGGGCCCCUCACCUAGUGCUCCCCACUUCCCAGUCAAGGUGGCUGAGCUGGUUCCUAAAGACAUAGCCGCCCUCAUUGCACCAGCUUCUCCUGUCCACACGUCAGCGGGGCGUUGCAACACACUUGGCAGAUCCGGGCUCUGCCUCGAUUGAGAAAGAGCAGCGGAGCCUGGACUCAGCCCGCCUCAGUCCUGAUGGUUCUGACCCUGCCCGGCAGCUCGCUGGCCCGCGAGGAGCUGGCCAUGAAUUGUGGACAGGCCUUGACCACGCACUUUCACACCCAGUCUUGCCCCGGCCUCCCAGUUCUUUGAAAUCCGUCGGGCAGGCGCACUUCUCGGUGUUGCCCCUCGAGGAAGCCAGCACACCCGGGCGAGGGGGGCUAGUGUGGGGCUCCCCGGCACAGCAUUUUGGCCUCUCACUCUGCGCCCUUUCACCCUAUCAGUAGCAGUUGACUAGAGCCAACAGCUGUCUAAACAAAGCCCCCGUCGUAGCUGAGCACUGGGUGACAGUGACCUUGUCCCACAGUGCGUUCCCUGCUGGACAGCUGCCUGCCUUCGGGGGAGAGGUGCCCUCCAGGUGGCAGCCGCAGCUGUGCAGGUGGUCCUGCACGAACAGGGCUGAGGUAGGCACCCCUAGAUCAGCUGUCCUCCCUAGGGCGUGUGAGUUCACACUCGGGUGUCCAGUUCUCCCAGUACCGUGGUGGAAUUUCCCACAGAAGUAUGUGAUCGGGGCCACGUAGGGGCCUCGGUCACCCCCUCAGGACCUUAAACUCAACCUGAAGGAAGGGGCUUGCUCUGAAGAAGCUUGCACUGCAGCCUGGCCCCGGUGGCAGUAACUUGCCUUUGCAGUUAAAGGCCUGUCAAGUCCCAAGCACUGAUGAGACUCGGUCAAAAAAUAAUAAUAAUAAUAAUAAUAAUAACAUACUUCAAAUACUUUGUCUUUUCAGAGGCAAAAUGGGUGGGUCGAGGGGAGCUUUAAAAAUAGAAGUACAACAUAACAUCCUGGAAAACUCUGACCCCAGAUUGGAACACUCUUACGUUAGCAAACACUGGUGAGUGGGCCUGCCGCGGGCUGUGUGAUAGCUAUCUGCGGGAGGUUGGCUCCGUCAAGGAAAUUCAAGUGAGGAUCCCUUCCCGUUACUGACCGUCAAGAACCCACCUCCACCAGUCUCUUCUGAGAAUGAGGCAGAAAAGGAUGCUGGCUGCUCUCUGGGGACUACAGUUUAAGAAAUCACAGCGAGUGAGCUAUUUGCACUUUGUAGAAAGGGCAAGAUUAUUUGCUUUUUUCUGAAGGGAAUGGGGGUGGUCUUUGCUGGAUGUUUGGUUUGUGAAAGUUACUUCUGAUAAAGUUAACCUGAUUGUGGUUCUCUCUCUCUCUCUCUCUCUCUCUCUCUCUCUCUCUCUCUCUCUCUCUCUCUCUCUCUCUCUCUCUCUCUCUCUCUCUCUCUCUCUCUCUCUCUCUCUCUCUCUCUCUCCUGUGUGCUUUUUAUUUUUUUUUCAUUGCUGAAAGAAAUCGAUGAGUUCACUAGCUUUGGUAUUUUGAGUAAAAUCAUAAUAGCUCCAAUGUGGAAAAAAAAAAUCGACACAUAACCUGUCACUUGAUGUUAGGAAAUUGCCUAAAAUGCAGUUUAAUAAAUCAUCUUUGUAUCAAACAGUAAUUUAAAUGGGGUAAAUUUUUGCAAGGAAAAAAAAUGUACUGUUUUUAUGUUUUCAAUCUUCUUGAAUUCAAAUAAAAACUUGUUUUCUAAGA
This is a messenger RNA of Sorex araneus (European shrew), 8578 nucleotides long. RefSeq names its product salt inducible kinase 2 (gene SIK2). NCBI's taxonomy places the organism in Eukaryota, Metazoa, Chordata, Mammalia, Eulipotyphla, Soricidae. Gene Ontology annotation, biological process: intracellular signal transduction; microtubule cytoskeleton organization; protein phosphorylation. Gene Ontology annotation, molecular function: ATP binding; tau-protein kinase activity; magnesium ion binding. Gene Ontology annotation, cellular component: cytoplasm. The transcript is spliced from 15 exons. The coding region runs from base 129 to 2903 and encodes 924 amino acids. The record is from RefSeq and is a predicted model, not a curated record.